CCGCCUGGCAGCACUCUGAGGUACCAAUGCCGCCCUGGGUACUUCAAGAGAACCUUCUCGCUCUCCUGCCUUCCCGGCUCAGUCUGGACACUGCCACCCCCCAUGGCCUGCAAGAAGAAGUCGUGCCCGUUGCCGCCAGAUGUCCACAAUGGCAGAGUGGAGGCCACCAGCUUGGAGUUCGGGGCUGUCAUCAACUACACAUGUGAGGACGGAUUCCGCCUCAUCGGGAAGUCCUCAGCCCUGUGCUUGAUCUCAGAGAACACGCUCAUGUGGGACCAGGAGCCCCCCAUCUGUGACCCCAUUCCCUGCGAGAGCCCCCCACCCAUCACCAAUGGACGCAUCACUAAUUCCUACUUGAGCAACUUCCUCUAUGGGACUGUGGUAACUUAUGAAUGCAACAAGGGCAGAGGCCGCCAGGGGCAGUUCCAGCUGGUAGGGGAGAAGUCCAUUUACUGCACCAGCAAGGACAAUCGUGUGGGGGUCUGGAGCAGUCCUGCCCCUCUGUGCAUCCAGCCUGGCACAUGCACACCUCCAGAUGUUGAGAACGGACUCUGGAAGCCUGAGAACAAAAGCCUGUUUCACUUAGGUGACACUGUCCAGCUGUGGUGUCAACCUGGCUUUGACCUGAAGGGCCCCCGAAGCGCGCGGUGCAGACCUGAGAACAAGUGGGAGCCAGCAUUGCCCAGCUGUUCCCGCCGGUGCCGGCCACCCCCAGAGAUCCUGCAUGGCUGGCACACAGCAGUCCAGCAGGAGCUUUUCCCUCCUGGGGCCCAAGUGUCCUAUACCUGUGAGCCAGGCUAUUGGCUGGACGGGGCUGCUUCCCUGCACUGCACGCCCCAGGGGGCUUGGAGCCCAGUGCCCCCCCGAUGCACAGAGAGACCGUGCGCUGCCUUCCGGGACCGGCUUCGCCAUGGCAGGGUACUCCUUCCGCUCAGCCUCCAGCCAGGAGCCAAGGUCUCCUUCGAAUGUGAGGAGGGAUUCCGCCUGCAAGGCAGCUCGGCCCGUCACUGCGUCCUGGAAAGAGGCCAGAGCCUGUGGAAUGGCAAAACUCCCAAGUGUGAGCAAAUCUUCUGUACACCACCCCUGCCGAUCCUCCAUGGGAGCCACUCCAGGGAGUCUCUGGGAAAUGUUCCCUAUGGGGAAGAGGUGACCUAUGCCUGCGACCCCCAUCCGGAUCCACACAUGACCUUCAACCUCAUUGGGGAAAGCACCAUCCGCUGUGGCAAUGACAGUCAGGGGCAGGGGGUGUGGAGCGGCCCUGUACCCCGCUGUGAGACCGCUCGGCGGACCCCAGCAUGCCCACCCCCGCCCAAGAUCCUCCACGGACACCUCAUUGGAGGACACACGUCUCCAUACCAUCCUGGGAUGUCCAUCAACUAUUCCUGUGACCCCGGCUAUGUUCCUGAUGGCGUACCAUUCGUGUAUUGCACCCACCUGGGCACCUGGAGUACCACCAACCAUGCCUGCAGAGAAAUCUUCUGUACACCACCCCUGCCGAUCCUCCAUGGGAGCCACUCCAGGAAGUCUCUGGGAAAUGUUCCCUAUGGGGAAGAGGUGACCUAUGCCUGCGACCCCCAUCCGGAUCCACACAUGACCUUCAACCUCAUUGGGGAAAGCACCAUCCGCUGUGGCAAUGACAGUCAGGGGCAGGGGGUGUGGAGCGGCCCUGUACCCCGCUGUGAGACCGCUCGGACCCCAGGACAGUCUUGCACAGUGCCCCCGGCACCCCUCAAUGGCAGGGUGCUGACAGAGUCAGACACCCAGGUUGGAUCAGCAGCUCACUACUCCUGUGAUGAAGGGUAUCGGCUCACUGGUUCUCCAUCUGCAAUCUGCAUCCUGUCAGGCCAGAGUGUCACUUGGGACAAGGAGGCACCGGGUUGUGAGGAAAUCUUCUGUACACCACCCCUGCCGAUCCUCCACGGGAGACACUCCAGGAAGUCUCUGGGAAAUGUUCCCUAUGGGGAAGAGGUGACCUAUGCCUGCGACUCCCAUCCGGAUCCACACAUGACCUUCAACCUCAUUGGGGAAAGCACCAUCCGCUGUGGCAAUGACAGUCAGGGGCAGGGGGUGUGGAGCGGCCCUGUACCCCGCUGUGAGACCGCUCGGCGGACCCCAGCAUGCCCACCCCCGCCCAAGAUCCUCCACGGACACCUCAUUGGAGGACACACGUCUCCAUACCAUCCUGGGAUGUCCAUCAACUAUUCCUGUGACCCCGGCUAUGUUCCUGAUGGCGUACCAUUCGUGUAUUGCACCCACCUGGGCACCUGGAGUACCACCAACCAUGCCUGCAGAGAAAUCUUCUGUACACCACCCCUGCCGAUCCUCCACGGGAGCCACUCCAGGAAGUCUCUGGGAAAUGUUCCCUAUGGGGAAGAGGUGACCUAUGCCUGCGACCCCCAUCCGGAUCCACACAUGACCUUCAACCUCAUUGGGGAAAGCACCAUCCGCUGUGGCAAUGACAGUCAGGGGCAGGGGGUGUGGAGCGGCCCUGUACCCCGCUGUGAGACCGCUCGGCGGACCCCAGAAGUAUUUUGUCACCUCCCACACUUGGUGAAUGGAAUCUGGAAGGAGUCCACAGCACAGUCAGUCUACCGCUAUGGGGACAAUGUGACUGUGCAGUGUGAUUUUGGGCACACUCCGGAAGGUAGUCCUUGGAGCCAGUGUCAGGCGAAUGGCACCUGGGUCCCAUCUCUGGCCCUGUGCGUGACUGGUGCCUGGCCUGCUCUCCUGGCAGGCUCACUCUCAGCUGUGAUUCUCUUCAUUUUACUUCUUGUCGCUUCUUAUUGGAUAAGUCUAAGGUGUAGAAAAGGCAACAGUCCAGGCAAAAAAUGUGAGGAAGUAAGUGUCCACCUACAUCCUCAAGAAGACAAGGUCUCUAUUCAUGCUCUGUCUCUGCAACCAACUCAGGAAAAUACCAGGUGUACUUCUGGACCCAGUCCAAACAUGAACAGUGCCAGUCAGAAAUUGAUUGGAAAAGAACUAAUAUGAGUCCUACAUCUUACAAUGGCUUAUAGAAAGGUAGACUUGCAUUGCAAGGAAAUGGCCAGCAGGACCCUCUCUAGUCCCUGUGCAGAAAGUGCCUUCUGCUGGGAGAUCAUGGGUGCAUCCCAGGGCUCAGAAAGAAGAGUUCCAGCAAAUGUCCUAUUCCUUUCAACUUACCAAGUUUAUAGUCUGGGACUCAUGAAAGAGAAUUUGAAAACAGGAGGAAGUCAUGAAAAAACAAAUAAGACACAUAUUUGUAUAUCUCAGAACUUUCA
Sorex araneus (European shrew) is the source of this 3257-nucleotide messenger RNA. RefSeq names its product complement receptor type 1-like. The transcript has 20 exons. Gene Ontology annotation, biological process: negative regulation of complement activation, classical pathway. The annotation marks the transcript as partial. The record is from RefSeq and is a predicted model, not a curated record. NCBI's taxonomy places the organism in Eukaryota, Metazoa, Chordata, Mammalia, Eulipotyphla, Soricidae.